AUGGACAUAGACAGUCAGUUGCCACUGCAGUCGGCACCGCCGUCAGUCGAUCAUGGCGCUGUCCUCAGUCCAAACGCUGACAGUUACACCACAGAUGCAGCGACGCCGACCAACAAGAGAAAGUACCAAGAUUUGAUACAGUCUGGUGCCGUUUCUCAUGCUCUUGUCGGCACCACUUCCUCCCCGCCACCCUCGUCCUCUUCCUUGCCACCCUCGUCACCCCCGCAUCCUUAUCGCUCUGCAUCUUCAACGCCAGUACCGCAGUCCACCUCGGACGCACAGAAAGUUUACAUCGCCCGUACGGCUCCACACCUUCUGGGGCGCGGACCGACACCCUCCAGCUCGAGAACCCCCUCGGUACCUACGUCGGGCAGAUCUAGUCCUACCUCGGACGAUGGCUGUUCAACGCCCGAUGGCACCUCCUCCACACCUACCUCGUCGAAUCAAUCGCAUCACUCCUUGCCGGAAGGCUAUCGCGGCCCGGCACUCCGCAAGAACGAUGCCGAGGAUUUUGCCGCUUCGCCUCACCUUGCUCCCACCGUGGGCUCGGCAACUCUCUUCCAUACUGUCAAUUUUGCAGUUAAUCGCAAUGGCUGGCGAUACACAGCCGCCGGUCCCGCCAGUCAGCAUCUCCCCAAGACGCUCUUUAAAACGCUCGUAACCCGUCCAGCAAGCGUACACUGGUGCUGGUCCGACCGCUCCCCCUUCACCAAGAUUUCGGCUGAUGCUGACAUUGUCUCUACUGACAAAGGUUUCCGCAGCGCACGAACCAACAUUGGCGUUCGUCAAGGCGAGUGGUAUGCCGAAAUUGAGAUUCUCCCUCCCGAGCAUCUGACGGUUGGAGUUGGUGCUCCAGGUUCGCUUCCAGCACCCAUGAAGGAUGGCCCGCAUGUUCGUCUCGGGUGGGGCAGAAGAGAAGCUCCUUUGAACGCGCCUGUAGGCUUUGAUGGCUAUUCGUACGGCUUGACGGACAAGGCUGGAGACAAGGUGACUCUGUCGCGACCUCUACCUUACGGUAAGCCUUUCAAAGCAGGUGACGUCGUUGGAAUGUACAUCAAACUUCCAGAAGAAACAACGCCCAAAGACGACAACGACCCUGCCAAUAUUAAGCGCGAACGAAUCGCCAUCCGUUACAAGGGCCAGCUCUACUUUGAAAGCCUUGAAUAUCCACGCACAAGAGAAAUGGAGCAGCUCAUGGAACGCAGUCGAAAGGGCAACAGCAUUGAAGAUGCGCUCAAGGGCAUCGAUGGAACCGGCAUCUUUGAGCCGCAAAACACAGCUCUUUCUUCCACUGCUGCGGCCGACGGCGCUACCGGAAUUGCCGGUUCUAUGAUUGGUAAUGGCGCAAGUGUGCCGUCAGCCGGUAGUGGCGUCCUUUCCGGUGGUGGCGGAGGCUCCGCCAAAGUCAAGAACCGCAAAAAUCCCGGUAGCAAGGAAAAGCCCUCAGGACCCACACCACCAUCGCUCCGACCAAUCCCCAAGAUGCUUGGAUCCAAGAUCGGCUUUUUUGUCAAUGGUGAGCCACAGGGCAUCGCUUUCCGAGAUCUCUUCGAUUUUCGUCCGCUCCGUGUCAGGGGUUUCUCGGGUCUCAAACCGGCAGCUCACAAAUCCACCUCCUUGUCUUCACGCUCAAGCAAGCAAGACACAGCCAAGAAGGGUGACCCUACAGAGCCAGUCAUCAACGUCAAGCCGCGCGAAAACAUCUUUGACGAUGGCGAACUUGGCUACUUUGCCUUCGUUUCCAGCUACGGUGGAGCGAGGGCCAAACUCGUCACUGGCGAGAACGGGUUCCGCUUUCCACCACCAGACGACAUUGAGGCAGCACUGGAAAAGGUCGACUCUUCGAGCUCAGACUCGAUGCAGAUCAAGCCGGAGGCGUCCACUGAGGCAUUCAGGAGAUGGAAACCUCUAUCAGCGCGAUUCGAAGAGCACCUGCACGAGAUGUGGGCGUACGAUUUGCAAGACGAAGUCAAAGCGCAGGCCAUGGCGGAUAAGCUAGCAGAGGAAAAAGCGAGACGCAACAACGCUGCAAAGGAGAGGUAUGCGGCCGCCAAGAGGAGGCACGCUGCUGCGCUCGCUAGGAAUGCCACGGCUAGUCCGGCUCCUGCACGUGUACAGGACGACGACGACGCGGAUCAGACCAUCACCGCUGAGGCAGAGCACAUGGAUGUGGAUGAGCAAGCAAACGCCGCGGCGGCUAGGUCGGAUGCUAAUACUGGCAGUGUGGGCGGUAUGUCGGUUCCACCGCCCGCGGCAGUGUAUGACGGCGAUGCUGCUCGGACAUCUUCCACGCACGUUCAUCUACCGCCGCAUGCUCGCCUCGAAGAUGCGGCUCAACAGCGGUCUUGGUCGCGCGCGGCUUCGCCAGAAGACCCGACUAGGACCGUUUCUCCCACACCCCAUCCACAUGAGAAGUUGGACGAUGUCGUGAUGCGUGAUGUUGAAGAACGCCAAGCCUGCAACGGCAAAGUGUCUGCAUUUGUAUAA
This is a messenger RNA of Mycosarcoma maydis (corn smut), 2487 nucleotides long. RefSeq lists its product as uncharacterized. Gene Ontology annotation, cellular component: Set1C/COMPASS complex. The transcript has a single exon. Lineage: Eukaryota; Fungi; Basidiomycota; Ustilaginomycetes; Ustilaginales. Gene Ontology annotation, molecular function: transcription cis-regulatory region binding; protein binding. The record is from RefSeq and is a predicted model, not a curated record. Bases 1 to 2487 code for a protein of 828 amino acids.